Messenger RNA from Monomorium pharaonis (pharaoh ant), 4369 nucleotides. Its product is annotated as DNA repair protein RAD50-like. The transcript is spliced from 12 exons. The record is from RefSeq and is a predicted model, not a curated record. Gene Ontology annotation, biological process: telomere maintenance via recombination; chromosome organization involved in meiotic cell cycle; double-strand break repair. Gene Ontology annotation, cellular component: Mre11 complex; condensed nuclear chromosome. Lineage: Eukaryota; Metazoa; Arthropoda; Insecta; Hymenoptera; Formicidae. Gene Ontology annotation, molecular function: ATP hydrolysis activity; G-quadruplex DNA binding; single-stranded telomeric DNA binding. Bases 128 to 2560 code for a protein of 810 amino acids.
AGAUUUUCUGUCUCUCCUUAGAUAAUAAUAUAGAGAAAGAUAGGUAGUCGAUUAAUCUUCCGUUAGCAGUUAACCGUGAGUUGUGGAACCGGGUCACGGUGAACAGUAUGAUCAGUGAUGACCAGUGAUGACCAGUGUUGACCAGCAACAGGAACCGUGUCUCGAAUGUAGACUGCUGAGCGGAGGUGACUUCGUCGCCGCCGGUUUAUACGUUUGCCAUCAUUCCAAACGGUACCAGAAGCAAGUAGGAAAAGCAGUGAUGUACUCAUCUGCCUCUGAGAUACAGCUCCGCGGCAUUCGCAAUUUUGAUAGCGAGGACGCCUUAUGCUUCUCCUGCCCGCUCACGCUUAUUUUUGGGUUAAAUGGAACCGGGAAAACCAGCAUAAUCGAGGCGCUGAAGAACAAGUGUGUUAAUGAUGCAGAAAUCAAUAUAGCAUUGGGUGUUUCAAAAUCAAUUUUAAAUUAUGUUGUAUUUUGCCCUCAAAAUGAGCUUAAUUCGUCGUUUGACCAAAACGAAAUGUUAAAAAAUAUAUUUGAUGAGAUAUUUGACAGUGCAAAAUUUAAUAAAGCCUCGGAAUCCAUUUUAAAGCUUCAGAAAGAGUUACAAGACAAUAUUCGAACUUUAAAAACAGAAAAACAAACUUUAAGUGUACUCGUAUCUGAAGUGGAAGAUAAACAGAAUAAGCUCAAGGAACAUAAAAAAAGUAUGGAUAUUGCAAAGGAAAAAAUAAAUGACAUUGAUAAACAGAUUGAACUUGUGAAACAAGAGAUUGAAGAAGUGCAGCAAUUUACUACGAAAUAUAUGAACAUCCAGGUUGAGGAAGGGAAAACGAAAAUGGAAAUUAGUAUGCAUAAAGAUCAAUAUGAAAAACUGAAGAAAAAUAUAAAGAAUAUAUUUGAGGAAACAACAGAGGAAUUAGAAGAAGAAUUGGAGAAUUUAAAAAGAAAGCAUGAAGAUAAUAUUAGAGUGUUGUUAAAUAUCCAAGAAUUAGGACAAAUGAAAUUGAAAGAUACUGUGGAGCGCCUUUACCAGAAAUUGGAAGAAGAAAAAGAUGCACAAAUACAAGCACAACAAUGGAAAACUGUGGCAUUUAAACUAACAGCGCGAAAUAUGGAAUACUACAUUAAAAAACAGCUAGAUGAACUUAAAAACUUAAAGAAUUUGAAGAAAAAGUUUAAAAAGGCACAGAAUAAUGUGAUGGAUUCAGAAAAAAAUCUAGAAGCUCUAAAAGCAGAACUUAAUAAAAAGUUGUUGCUAUAUAAAAAUGUGAUUAACGACAUUAAAUUGUGGGAUCGGUGUAUAGAUGAGAUACAGCAAUUGAAGGGAGCAGUUAACAACUUGGAAACUCAGAUGACUAGUACAGAGAAUUGGCAAAAGCAAGAAGCCGAUAGAAAAUCGAUGUCCGAAAGUGUCAGACGUUUGCAUAAGAUAUUGGACGAGAUCAAUUCUUUUGUUAAUAGCAAUGUACUUGAGAAAUUCGAAGCCCAAAAGUACGAAAUACAAACUUAUAAGAAUUUGUUAACAAAACUUGUGAACGAGAAAAAUGACAUAAAGCAGACAAUAAGCAAAUUGAAGGAGGACAUUAUUUCUCAGGAAAUUGGAAAGCGAGAAUUACUUGACAACAUAACUUUACGUAAAAUUAGGGAAAAACUAGAGAUCUUGAAAGAGCAGUACAAAAAAUUUAAUAGUAUGGAUUAUAAAAAGAAAAUGAUUCAGUUAAAAAACGAAAAGCAAGCAUUGCUUCAACAAAAACAGGUCAUAUUUGAAAAUCAGGAAGAAUUAGAGAGAGAAAUCAAACAAUAUACGCAUGAAUUAGAAAAAGAAGAAUAUCGAUUAACUUCUCGGAAUUAUACUAACAAGUGCAUUGAAUUGGUGGUUCAAGAAGAUACUAUAGCCAAUUUGAAAACUUACAAUGAAGUAUUGAAUACCACGAUGAUCGAAUAUCACGAGAAACAUAUGUCGACGGUCAAUAAGAUAAUAAAGAAGUUAUGGAAGCAUAUUUACAAGGGUACAGAUAUUACCAGCAUUGAGAUCUGCACAGAGCUUAAGAAGGGUGAACGUAGCAACAGAAGGAACUACAACUAUAAAUUGGUUCAAACCAGGCAUGAUGGCUGUAAAAAGGAUAUGAAAAAACAUUGUAGCGCUGGACAGGAGGCAUUGGCAUCAAUAAUUAUAAGACUCGCCUUGGCAGAAACAUUUUGUAAAAAUUUCGGGAUUUUCGUGUUAGACGAACCAACGACGAAUUUGGAUGAAGAAAAUGCGAACAAUUUAGCGGAUAUGCUAACUAAGAUAGUUGAGUUGCGAUCAAGAUAUCAAAAAAAUUUUCAGUUGAUCAUAACAAGCCACAAUAAAAAGUUCCUACAGAAACUUGCAGAUUUGAAUAAUCACAAGCAAUUCUACGAGCUUUACCGUAAACAGAAUGGGAUGAUCACAGUAAAGAGCUCUGCCUUCAAUGAAGGUAAAUCCUCCGACAAGGAAGAAAAAGGUCCUAAUCGAAAACGAUAUAGUUUAGAUGAUAAUAGUGGACCGCCUAAAAAGAAGUAUUAUUUUACCGAAUAAAAAAUUAAAAUAUACGUUCUGUUUACGCACAUAUGAAUACACUGUACAUAUUUUCAUGUACGUGAAUAAUAAUUACAGAAAUAAUUAACAAAUAAAAUAUGUAUAUAUUAGAAUCUAAUAUUUUAUUUGUUAAUUAUUUCUGUAAUUAUUAUUCACGUACAUGAAAAUAUGUACAGUGUAUUCAUAUGUGCGUAAACAGAACGUAUAUUUUAAUUUUUUAUUCGGUAAAAUAAUACUUCUUUUUUUAUAUAUUAGAAUCUAAUAUAUACAUAUUUUAUUUGUUAAUUAUUUCUGUAAUUAUUAUUCACGUACAUGAAAAUAUGUACAGUGUAUUCAUAUGUGCGUAAACAGAACGUAUAUUUUAAUUUUUUAUUCGGUAAAAUAAUACUUCUUUUUAGGCGGUCCACUAUUAUCAUCUAAACUAUAUCGUUUUCGAUUUUCGUUUUUUAACUGAAUCAAUUUCUUUUUAUAAUCCAUACUAUUAAAUUUUUUGUACUGCUCUUUCAAGAUCUCUAGUUUUUCCCUAAUUUUAUGUAAAGUUAUGUUGUCAAGUAAUUCUCGCUUUCCAAUUUCCUGAGAAAUAAUGUCCUCCUUCAAUUUGCUUAUUGUCUGCUUUAUGUCAUUUUUCUCGUUCACAAGUUUUGUUAACAAAUUCUUAUAAGUUUGUAUUUUGUACUUUUGGGCUUCGAAUUUCUCAAGUACAUUGCUAUUAACAAAAGAAUAAUUAACAAAUAAAAUAUGUAUAUAUUAGAUUAAUAUCUACAUAUUUUAUUUGUUAAUUUCUGUAAUUAUUAUUCACGUACAUGAAAAUAUGUACAGUGUAUUCAUAUGUGCGUAUUCCUAUAAAAAAGUUAUACAGAUAAAAGUUAUGUAUCAAAGUACCUCAAAUAAUGUGAUAAAAAAACGAAAAUUAUCGAGAUAACCGUUUGUCUCAUGCCGCAAACCACGUCCGGAAAUAAAGCCGUGAUAGCGAUUGCGAAGAAAUCCUAAGGAGAAAAGAAAGAUUCUUGAGAUGUUUCUUAGUAUAUCUUAAUGUUAAUUUGAUGUAAACUGCGACUUUUAGGUGAUAUUACUUUCGUUUCAAAUCUCAUCUUGAUUUGUUUAAUAGAGAAAAAAUAUGUAAAACUAUUAUUUUUUUAAACUGUUAAAAAACCAUAAUUAUAUUACGUAAUAUAUAAAACAUCUCAAUAGGAUAGAAAAUUUAUGAUUUUGAUUUAACUCUAUAAAACAAAUGCUUUAAUUAAGAAAUAUGUAUUAAAUAUAUGUAAAAAACUAAAAAAUAGUACUUAUUUCUAAUACAUAUCUUUGGAAUGAAUGUAAUUUUGUGAAAAAUUAUAACUAUUUUGUGAGAGUGAGUCCCAGAUGCGCACAGUAACAAACGGACACCACCAAUCAAAUUUUAUAAAUUCAUCCUAAUCCUAAUCAACCCAGCAAUUUGAUUUGGUGGUGUCCGUUUGUUAUUGUGCGCAUCUGGGACGCUCCCUUUUGGUGACGAUCUAGGCUGCGGUUCACUUUGAUACUGCAAACACUUCGUAAUAUUUUAUUAAUCAAUUGGAACAAAGAAUUUUAUUAAUUGGUCAAUCAAAAAAUGCUUCAAAGCAUUUGUAGCAUCAAGUGGACUUUAGUUCUAGUCACGCAAUUGACCGAUGAGACACUCCGAUCGCGUUUAACUUUAUGCUAACUAUAUUUUAGUCUAAUCGAUUUAGGAACGUUUGAGGUAUUCAAUGCACUUUGAUUUUGACCUCUCGUACGUCGAUUCUCUUGUUUGGUACAAAGAAGAGUUAAUAAAAAAAUUCAUAGUAAAAUUUA